Messenger RNA from Eriocheir sinensis (Chinese mitten crab), 1863 nucleotides. RefSeq names its product rRNA 2'-O-methyltransferase fibrillarin-like (gene Fib). The coding region runs from base 147 to 1118 and encodes 323 amino acids. Gene Ontology annotation, molecular function: histone H2AQ104 methyltransferase activity; RNA binding; rRNA methyltransferase activity. The record is from RefSeq and is a predicted model, not a curated record. NCBI's taxonomy places the organism in Eukaryota, Metazoa, Arthropoda, Malacostraca, Decapoda, Varunidae. Gene Ontology annotation, cellular component: small-subunit processome; box C/D methylation guide snoRNP complex; nucleolus. The transcript is spliced from 5 exons. Gene Ontology annotation, biological process: rRNA methylation; box C/D sno(s)RNA 3'-end processing.
UAAUCUGGCAGGGGUGGCGGUGCAUGUGUUUACAGGGCAGCAGCACGUGGCGGCGGUGUGUGGCGGCGGACUGGCUGGACCUCCUCUCAUUUUUCUUCCUGCGAGGCGCCUGAUUGACUGACUCUCCUUCCCUUACACUCCGUGACAUGGGUAGGCCAGACUUCUCACCAAGGGGCGGAGGUUUCCGUGGUGGGCGAGGGGGAGACCGUGGUGGCAGAGGAGGAGGAGGAGGAUGGGGUGGUCGUGGGGGUGGUGGAGGAGACCGAGGCUUCUCCCCCAGAGGCCGCGGAGGCUUCACACCUGGUGGCCGAGGACGAGGGGGCGGUGACCGAGGAGGCCCCAGAGGGCGUGGCCGGGGAGGAGACCGAGGCCGUGGAGGCAGAGGAGGCUUCAGAGGUGGCAACAAGGUGAUGAUUGAGCCUCACCGCCACGAGGGUGUGUUCAUCGCCCGUGGGAAGGAGGACGUCCUGGCCACGAGGAACAUGGUUGUGGGGGAAAGUGUCUACGGCGAGAAGAGGAUGAGUGUUGAGGAAGGAACUGAAAAAAUUGAGUACCGUGUGUGGAAUCCCUUCCGGUCCAAGUUGGCAGCAGCAAUCGUGGGCGGUGUGGGUAACAUCUACAUGCCCCCUGGCUGCAAAGUGUUAUACCUUGGUGCAGCAAAUGGCACAACUGUAUCACAUGUGUCUGACAUUGUUGGUCCUGAAGGAGUGGUGUAUGCAGUGGAAUUCUCCUUGCGUUCUGGCCGUGACUUGGUGAACAUGGCAAAGAAGCGGACCAACGUUGUGCCCAUUGUAGAGGAUGCUCGCCACCCUCACAAGUACCGCAUGGUGUGUGGAAUGGUGGACACCAUUUUUGCUGAUGUGGCUCAGCCUGACCAGGCGCGCAUUGUGUCACUCAAUGCACAACACUUUCUCAAGGUUGGGGGUCACUAUAUUAUCUCCAUCAAGGCAAACUGCAUUGACUCCACUGCCCCAGCUGAGGCUGUCUUUGCUGGGGAGAUUAAAAAGCUACAGGGAGACCAACUCAAGCCUCAGGAACAGCUGACAUUAGAACCAUAUGAGCGAGACCAUGCCGUGGUGGUGGGAGUGUACCGGCCACCCAAGAAGAACAAAGGCUAAGAAAUGUCAUCCUAAACAAGAGCUUGGAUGGUUCAUUGACUGGUUGAACUGAUACAAUACAUUUACUCUCUAUGCUCUGUAUUAUGUGCAAUUAAGCUAUCACCAUAAUUUUACUAGAUUUUAUAUGAAAUUUCACAGAAUAUAAUAAAGAUGUACAGUAAAAGAAUAUUCCAGCAUCAUGUUUGUGGUGUGUAGGCAAUGAGCCAUCCACUCUUUAGAGAAGCAGUUCCAGGAACUUCAGUAAGACAUUAGGAGCUGUAAUCACAGAGGUGAGUCUUUUCACUCACAGAAAAGUGAAAUGCUGUUUACUUUUAUCCAGUCAAAAAGCAACAUUUUUUUUUUCUUGCCUGUUACUGGAGGCAGUGUUGAAAAAAACUUGCUUGAGUGAUUACAAUUUCCUGGCAUUUAAAGGUCCUGGGAUGAAAGAGUGUUGACAAGCUGCACAGCAUGAUGCAACUUCCUGUAUAGAGAAGUUUAAUCAUUGAUUUUUGUAUAUUUAGAUUGGGCAGAAAUUGCAGAAUAGACCACACAUGUAAGUUAUAGUAUUUGCUAUUUUUUUGCCUGGCCAGUAUACAAACAAUGAUGUGCAGCUGGUUGACACUCCAUUUUAUUCAGGAUUUUUUUGUGCCUCUUAAUUGUUACAGUUUGCCUGUAACAAGUGACCAGUGGGGAUGUGUUGAAUGGAUGCAUUGAACGAAAAUGCAUCUAAUUUUUAUAAUUCUAUGAAAAUAAAUGUGUAAGCCAA